Diversispora eburnea is the source of this 169-nucleotide messenger RNA. NCBI's taxonomy places the organism in Eukaryota, Fungi, Glomeromycota, Glomeromycetes, Diversisporales, Diversisporaceae. The record is from the annotation of a GenBank genome assembly.
UGAAGCUGACACAAUCAAUGUUGCAGAUACGAUAGCAUCCCCACAUUAUAAGACAAAAAAAGUAGAAGGAAAAGAUGACAUGUAUACUUUAAUCGAACGUGGACGCAGAGAAGCAGAAGAAACAGAAGAAGCCAAACGCGAGUCUAAAAGAUUUUUAAAUCUUAACUAA